AUGUCAUCCGAAAAUGAAACCGUGUGGAGGAGCUCCGCAGCGGAGAACGGGACAGCAGCGAGCACGUUCGGUCAGCGGCGAGCACGUUGGGUCAGCAGGCCUCUGUGCUUCGUGCUCCGCUUGCUGCACAGACCCGGAGGCCUGCGGAACCAAGCCGCUUGUCCGGCUGUGGCUACCGAGCCGGCUUUCGUGAUCCCCGUCCGAGAAUGUUUACGGUGGCCCAAUGCUUCUUUAAAAGCCCCGGAGGAGGCUGCGGCCAUCAAGAUCCAGGCCUGGUGGCGGGGGACUCUGGUGCGGCGGACCCUGCUGCACGCGGCCCUCCGCGCCUGGAUCAUCCAGUGCUGGUGGCGGGUGGCUUACUCACGACUGCUCGAUCGGCGUCGCCUCAUGGUGCUGCAGCUCUCCACGAGGCGGGAGUGCGCCGUGGUGAAGCUUCAGGCGAUGGUGCGCAUGUGGCGGGUGCGACGGCGCUACCUGAGGGCUCAGGCUGCCGUGCGCCUCAUCCAGAUGCGCUGGCGCAAUUGCCUGACCCGGGGGUUCAUGCGUGGUCGUUACCAGAUCACAGCCAGCGGCCUGGCGAUGGAAAUGCAGAUCCUGAUUUCCUAG
Gracilinanus agilis (Agile Gracile Mouse Opossum) is the source of this 606-nucleotide messenger RNA. RefSeq names its product IQ domain-containing protein F5-like. The transcript is spliced from 2 exons. The record is from RefSeq and is a predicted model, not a curated record. Bases 1 to 606 code for a protein of 201 amino acids. Lineage: Eukaryota; Metazoa; Chordata; Mammalia; Didelphimorphia; Didelphidae. Gene Ontology annotation, molecular function: calmodulin binding.